Molecule: messenger RNA, 987 nt
Organism: Pseudozyma flocculosa PF-1
Lineage: Eukaryota; Fungi; Basidiomycota; Ustilaginomycetes; Ustilaginales; Ustilaginaceae
Exons: 3
Coding region: 1-987 (328 amino acids)
Cellular component (GO): cytoplasm
Molecular function (GO): glutathione transferase activity
Source: RefSeq, a predicted model, not a curated record
AUGAGCGACUCGCACAAGGACGGCUCCACAAAGUGGUCGUCCGACGACGGCCAGUUCCGCCGCCAGGUGUCGUCGUUCCGCGACGACAUCCAAAAGGGCGGCAGGUUUGAGCCCGAGGUGGGCCGCUACCACCUCGUCGUCUCGCUCGCCUGCCCCUGGGCCCACCGCACCCUCAUCGUGCGCAAGCUCAAAGGGUUCGACCAGGUACCCGACCUGCUCCCCGUCCACGUCGUCGACUCGCUCCUCGGACCCGAGGGCUGGUCCUUUGUCCCCUACGACGACCCGCCCAACCUGGGCGUGCCCGGCACGGGCAACAAGAUCCCGGGACACGAGGGCAAGAAGCGCAUCCGCGACCUCUACAAGACGGCCGACCCGGAGUACUCGGCGCGCUGCACCGUCCCCAUCAUCUGGGACAACAAGAACAACACCGUCGUCAGCAACGAGUCGUCGGAAAUCAUCCGCAACCUCAACACGGCCUUUGACGACUUUAUCCCGGACCGCUUCCGCGGCCUCACCUUCUACCCCGAAGACCUCCGCGCCCACAUCGACGACCUCAACGGGUGGAUCUACGACACGGUCAACAACGGCGUCUACAAGUCCGGCUUCGCCACCGCCCAGUCGGCCUACGAGCAGAACGUCAAGCCCCUCUUUGAGAGCCUGGACCGCAUCGAAAAGAUCCUCAGCGACGGCCGCAACUACGUCGUCGGCGGCAAGCUCACCGAGGUCGACAUCCGCCUCUACACGACCAUUGUCCGCUUCGACCCGGUCUACGUCGGCCACUUCAAGUGCAACAUCAAGACGAUCCGAGCGGGCUACCCACACAUCGAUCGAUGGCUGCGCAACCUGUACUGGAACGAGCCCGCCUUUAAAGACACGACCGACUUUGAGCACAUCAAGGCGCACUACUACCAGAGCCACCCGCAGAUCAACCCGACGCGCAUCGUCCCCGUCGGUCCGCUCCCGCCCAUCCUGCCCCUCGACGCCUGA